AUGCCAGACAAGACGUACGAUGCAAUCAUCAUCGGGGGAGGCCCAAUUGGGCUCGCGGCCGCCUACGAGAUAGCCAAAGCUGGCGCCAGUGCCCUCGUCCUCGAGCAGAAUAAUUUCUUCAACCAGGCAGGAAGCUCCAAUGACCUCGCUCGCAUGUUUCGAACGAUGUAUACUGAGGACUUCAUGGCCGACCUAGCUAAAGAGGCAAUGAGCCUUUGGGACGACCUCGAAAAAGACUCGGGUACUUCCCUCAGAUGGAUGAGUGGCUUGUUGAAUUUUGGAGAUCCAAACUUUGGCGGCAGCACUCCGGAGGGAACACUGAACGGCCCGAUAAAAAACCUCGACAGACUUGGCAUGUCCUACAAGAAGUUGAAAGCCAAAGACAUCGAGGAUCGCUACCCGUUCAAAAACCUACCUGGCGAUUGGGAGGGCCUCUACGCGCCGGACAACGGCGUCAUCAACGUUCAACUACUCUUGCGUACUUUGCUGAGUCUAGCAAAGGACUAUGGAGCUGAGGCCAAGCAACACACACGCGUCGAGAACAUUAAUCCUUCUCAGGAUGACAACAACAUUUGGGAAGUACACACAAUCCGUCAUGACAGGGAUACCAUUGUUUUUAAGGCGAAGAAAAUUAUUAUCGCGUCAGGGGCUUAUAUCAACCAUGUGCUGAAGCCAAGCUUUGGUAUAUCCUUGGACCUCGAUAUAUGGGAGAUGGUGUUUAAUUACUUCAACGCCAACGCCGGACCGAACGGCACGAUUUUCCCCAGCAUGUGGUUCCAAUUUGCUCCCGAUAAAAAUGGGAGAUCUCAACUCUUCUACGGCUUUCCCGCUGUGCCCUGGGGCCCUCCUAAUUCCACCAGGAUCGCCGUUGAUGCUGCUACCUCCCGAAUCAAGGAUCCUAGUGCGCGCAGAACGAAUGUGGUCAAUCCCGAAGAUAUCCGGGAUACACAGGACUUCAUCAAAGAGCACCUCGUUGGCGUAGACUCCACAGUGCCAGCUUUUACUGGAAGUUGUCUGCAAACCAAUGUCUUUGACAACAUGUUCGUUCUGGACUAUGUUCCACAAGAGUAUCUUCGUGGCGGGCCCAAAGACAGCGUCAUGUUAUUUACGGCCGGAUGGGCGAUGAAAUUCGUACCGUUGCUCGGAAAGGCACUAGCAGAGAUGGCUCUUCGGGGCAGUUCUGAGUAUGCGCGCAAGGAGUUUUCGGUGACGCGCCGAGACGCCGAGACGGGUAAGGGUAUCAUCGUGGAGGAUCAAGGCAUCGAGGAGCGUGCCGAGGUAUCAAGCUUUUCUUCGUUCAGCCAACAGGCCUCGGGCUCCUCAAUUAGGAGACACCACAAUUUCGGCCUGUAA
This is a messenger RNA of Diaporthe amygdali, 1353 nucleotides long. Its product is annotated as fad dependent oxidoreductase. The record is from RefSeq and is a predicted model, not a curated record. Bases 1 to 1353 code for a protein of 450 amino acids. Lineage: Eukaryota; Fungi; Ascomycota; Sordariomycetes; Diaporthales; Diaporthaceae. Gene Ontology annotation, molecular function: flavin adenine dinucleotide binding; sarcosine oxidase activity. The transcript has 6 exons.